CGCACUGCUGAGGUUGCAAAGCCGAAAACUGUGCAAACUACAAAACGUGUAGAAGAGCAAGUCAUAGAAGCACGGCGGAUAGAAGCAACACAGCCUGAGGUGAAGACUGUCACAACAACCAAGACAACUGAAGAGGAGGAGGCAAGGAGACUAGCGGAGACCACUACUGGAGGCGUUCAAACCGUCACAACAACCAAAACAACGGAAGACGAGGAGGCUACUAGGAAGCUUGCUCAAUCUCGCAUUCCGCAGUUGACGAAGCGAGUCACCACCACAACCACCUCAGAUGGUUUUGUCCAGCAUGUGCACGAUGAGCUCGCUCAACCCAGCCAAGUUACCACCACAACUCGAAAAGAGGAUGAAGACGCGCAAUGGAAGGUAACCUUUAAACUUCUAUGGAGACCUAUGAAAAGGAGGAAAAACGUUUGA
Haemonchus placei is the source of this 429-nucleotide messenger RNA. Lineage: Eukaryota; Metazoa; Nematoda; Chromadorea; Rhabditida; Trichostrongylidae. The record is from the annotation of a GenBank genome assembly.